AUGCCCUCAGCCGACCUCGCUGCCCUUCUCUCAGCCCCUAUGUUCCAGCCCCUUCCCCUCUCCUCCAUAAGAUCCUACCUCUCUUCAGCCCCAUGGCACCAGAUCCCUGGAACAUUCAACUUUCGCGGAGUCUCCUACCCACCGUUUGUGAAAGAAAGGUUUAUCUACCGCUCUGGAAUGCUGAGCCUGCUUCCUGAAAACGAGAAUAAAGAAAUUGUGAAUUUCUUGGGUGUCAAGGCGAUUUUUGAUCUCAGGUCUAAGGGGGAGAGAGAGGCGGACCCUGAGCCGGAACUUGAUGGAGCAGAGAGUAUUUGGGCAGAGAAUGGGGGAGACGGAGAGGUGGAGUGGAGGACGCUAGUAAAAAUGUACUUCUCCUUCCUCACAACACACCGAGCAAUUUUUCGGGAAAUAUUCUUGCAUGUUCUUCGGAAUCCAAAUCAGCCUUUCUUGGUCCACUGUACAGCCGGCAAGGACCGUACAGCAGUCGCCAUCAGCCUCCUGCUCUCUCUCGCUGGUGUCCCGCAGGAAGCGAUAACGCACGACUAUGUAUUGACGAGAAUUGGUGUUGAGCCUGUACGAGAUAUUUUACUGGCUAAAAUGACUGGAGAGGGGGAAGUGGAUUGGGAUAGUGAGGUUAUGAAGAUAGUUGCUGGGUGCGAGGCGAAUGCUAUGGUUAGUUUCCUAGAAAAGUUGGAGAAGAGUUUCAAGGGAGGAGCCGAAGGGUAUGUGGUGAACGAACUUGGGUUCAGCAUAGAGGAAGUUGAAGAUAUCAGACAGAACCUGAGGAACGAUGUCCUUUAA
Molecule: messenger RNA, 801 nt
Organism: Microsporum canis CBS 113480
Lineage: Eukaryota; Fungi; Ascomycota; Eurotiomycetes; Onygenales; Arthrodermataceae
Exons: 4
Coding region: 1-801 (266 amino acids)
Biological process (GO): dephosphorylation
Molecular function (GO): phosphoprotein phosphatase activity
Source: RefSeq, a predicted model, not a curated record